AUGGACCAAGCUGAGCUGAAGAGGGUUUUUCAGAUGUUUGAUAGGAAUGGAGAUGGGAGGAUCACAAAGAAGGAGAUGAAUGAUUCUUUAGAGAAUCUUGGUAUCUUUAUCCCUGAUAAAGAGUUGACUCAAAUGAUUGAAAAGAUUGAUGUCAAUGGCGAUGGUUGUGUGGAUAUUGAUGAGUUUGGUGAAUUGUAUCAAUCACUCAUGGAUGAGAAAGACGAGGAGGAAGACAUGCGGGAGGCUUUUAACGUUUUUGAUCAAAAUGGUGAUGGUUUUAUCACUGUUGAUGAGUUGAGGUCUGUUUUGGCCUCACUUGGGCUUAAACAAGGGAGGACUUUAGAGGAUUGUAAGAGGAUGAUCAUGAAGGUGGAUGUUGACGGCGAUGGAAUGGUGGAUUAUAAAGAGUUUAAGAAGAUGAUGAAGGGUGGUGGUUUUAGUGCUUUGGGUUAA
This is a messenger RNA of Dovyalis caffra, 453 nucleotides long. The record is from the annotation of a GenBank genome assembly. NCBI's taxonomy places the organism in Eukaryota, Viridiplantae, Streptophyta, Magnoliopsida, Malpighiales, Salicaceae.